AUGCCUUCGUCAACUCUCCUAGCAGCGCUCGCACUCCUGGUCUCGGGCCUGAUAUACACCUACCUCUACAUCGGGCGGCGAGAGUCGAACCUCCCACCCGGCCCACCCACCCUCCCAAUCCUAGGCAAUAUCCCACACAUCCCGCUAAAAGGCGCGCACUUCCAAUUCACAGCCUGGGCGCGACAAUACGGCGGCCUCUACACCCUCAAACUCGGCACUGGGACCGCGGCGGUCAUCACCUCGCCGCGUCUGGUGAAGGAACUCCUGGAUAAACGCAGCGCAAAGUAUACCGAUCGGCCCGUUUCCUAUGUCGCCAAGUUGAUUUCGGGCGGGGACCAUAUCCUGCUCAUGACUUAUGGGAGCCAGUGGCGCGCGACGAGGAAAUUGCUGCAUGGUUCGUUCAUGGAGAAGGUGGUCGAGACGGAGUACCUUCCCAUCCAGGAGGCGGAGGCGAGACAGAUGAUCCGGGAUUAUAUGGUGCAGCCGGAGAAACAUAUGCUGCAUCCUAAGCGGUUUAGUAAUUCCGUUACCAUGUCCCUGGUUUGGGGCGUUAGGACGCCGGUGCCGGAGACGCGGCAUAUGCAGAGGUUGUACUCGUUGAUGGAGAUCUGGUCGAAGGUGAUGGAGACGGGGGCGACGCCGCCGGUGGAUAUCUAUCCUUUUCUGCAUUGGUUACCGCAGAGGGUGUUUUUGCGGUGGAGGGAUCGGGCGGAGACGGUGAGGCGGGAGAUGAAUGGGUUGUAUGCUGAUUUCUUGUCUGAUCUGAGGGCGAGGAGGAAGGCGGGGGGGAGUCGGGGUGCUUUCAUGGAUAAGGUUCUUGACGCGGUGGAGAUGAAGGGGAAGGGGUUUGAGGGGCUGACUUGUUCGGAUCAUGAGUUGUGGUUUAUGGGUGGGACGUUGACGGAGGGGGGGAGCGAUACGACUGCUUCUAUCCUCACCGCUUUCGUGCAGGCUAUGGUCUGUUAUCCGGACGUGCAGAGGAGAGCGCAGGCCCAGAUCGAUGCUGUCGUGAGUGAAGAUCGGAGUCCCACCUGGUCUGACUACGGUUCUUUGCCGUAUGUGGCUCAAUGCGUGAAGGAAACUAUGCGAUGGCGUCCCGUCACACCCUUGGCGUUUCCUCACGCCCUGGCGGAAGACGACUGGGUGGAUGGGAUGUUCUUGCCCAAGGGAACGGUGAUCAUUAUCAACGCCUGGGGCAUGCAACACGAUCCCACUCGCUUCAAGGAUCCCGAGAGGUUUGACCCGGAUCACUUCGAUGGCUGCACCACCCUCGCCACCGACCUCGCCAAUGGUGCGUGGGAGAAACGGGAUCAUUACGGGUAUGGAGCUGGGAGGCGAUUCUGUCCCGGAGCACAUCUGGCGGAGAGGAACUUAUUUCUGGCCAUGGUGAAGCUGCUGUGGGCGUUUGACAUCAGGGCGAAGGAGGGUAGUAGCGUGCCGGAUACUGAUCCCGUGACGGGGUAUUGUGAGGGCUUCCUGGUGUGUGCGAAUGAUUUUGAGGCGGAGUUUAUUCCGAGAGGGGAUGGGAAGAGGAGGGAAACGAUAUUGAGGGAGUAUGAGGAGAGUCAGGGGGGAUUUGAUCGAUUCCAGGCUACAGGGGAUGAAAAGGCAUAG
Recurvomyces mirabilis is the source of this 1614-nucleotide messenger RNA. RefSeq lists its product as uncharacterized. Gene Ontology annotation, molecular function: heme binding; iron ion binding; monooxygenase activity. The record is from RefSeq and is a predicted model, not a curated record. The transcript has a single exon. The coding region runs from base 1 to 1614 and encodes 537 amino acids. NCBI's taxonomy places the organism in Eukaryota, Fungi, Ascomycota, Dothideomycetes, Mycosphaerellales, Teratosphaeriaceae.